AUGUCGGACGAAACAACACCGUUGAACACUGCACCCAGCAGCUCGGGAUACGUGGCGCUGCCGCCCUUUCAAGGGCCCACCUACGUGUUUCCUGGCGGUGUCUCACCACGUGCGCGUCGCUCCAAAAUGAAGCAGUUCCAAUGCUGCAUCGCCAUGACCUUUAUUGUGAUUGUCAUUGCCGCUUUAUGUCUGGCACUCUGGCUCAGCGGCAGUGGGUACGCUGAUAACUUGGGCGCCGGUCCCAGCUUUUUCUUCGCCACAAAUGAAACACAGCCCACAGUAAGCGAAACAUUGGCGGCCACCAAGCGACCGCUGCCUGAUGAGCCAGUAGCGGCUUGGGCGCUGCACCACGCUAAGCUAGAUCAGGCUGAGAGCAAACGCGCUGUGAGCGCAGGACUUAAAGCUCUAGGAGAUCGUGAGAUAUUCGAGGAGGGCCUGCAGCCGAGCGCCGUAAACACGCCACAGUUUCGUCACUAUCGUUCGCUCAACACCAAUCCGGAGGCACGCAAAUUGGCUCGUCGCGGCUACGUGGAGAAUCAUGCCACGCUGGAUAUUGCACAGCGAUUCAACUACAGCAAGCAGCCGGGACGCAGCAACAUAGGCAGGGGACCACCCAUAGUGCUAUCGGAUCAGGGUACGCCCCGCCUGAACUGCGACUUUAAUGCAAAAUAUCGACGCAGCACAGGCGUGUGCAACAAUAGGGAACAUCCCAGAACGUAUGGCGCCUCAAUGGUGCCCUACCGUCGCAUGGUGGCGCCGGAUUAUGCCGAUGGCAUCGCUGCUCCCAGAGCUAGUCAUCACAGCAAGCUGCCGCCGGCGCGGCAAGUAUCGCUGAGCAUACAUCGCUCCAGCUAUGAGACGGACUCAAAUUUUACGGUCAUGCUGGCGGUGUUUGGGCAGUUCUUGGAUCACGACAUAACCGCCACAUCGCUGACCACUGCACAGGAGGGUGAUUCGAUUGACUGCUGUGCUCUAGGCACUCUGGAGCAGCAUCCGGAAUGCUUUCCGGUGCGCAUACUACGCGACGAUCCCUACUACAAGCAGUAUAACCUCACAUGCAUGAAUUUUGUGCGCUCUGCGCCCGCGCCCACGGGCAGAUUCGGACCCAGGCAGCAGUUCAAUCAGGCUACGGCCUUUAUAGACGCUUCUGUGGUCUACGGCAAUCUGGAGCAGCGCCAGCGCCAGCUCCGCACCUAUAUCAAUGGCACACUGCGCAUGUAUAUAACGGACGACGGACGCGAGCUGUUGCCCAUAUCCUCAAAUGCGGAGGAUGGCUGCAAUCGCGUGCAGAUGACGCGUCAGGGCAAAUAUUGCUUCGAGUCUGGCGAUGAUCGUGCCAAUGAGAAUCUGCUGCUUACCUCCAUGCAUCUGCUGUGGGCCAGGCAUCAUAACUACUUGGCGCGUGGCUUGCAUGAGUUGAAUCCAGAGUGGGAUGAUGAGCGUCUCUACCAGGAGGCACGCAGAAUUGUUGGCGCUCAGCUGGCUCACAUUACAUACAACGAGUUUCUGCCCGUGCUGUUGGGUCGUAAUCUGACAAAGGCAAAGGGCUUGCUGCCCGCUGGCGAUAAUCUAAAUGCAGCUGAUACUUACGAUCCACAAGUGGAUCCUAGCAUUGCCAAUUGCUUUUCCGCAGCCGCUUUCCGUUUCGCGCACACCUUGCUGCCAGGAUUAUUUAAUAUAUCGCGGGAUAAUAGCACACCCGAGGCAAUCGAGCUGCACAAGAUGCUGUUUAAUCCGUUCUCGCUGUGGGCACGUCAUGGCAUUGACCAUGCGCUCUUGACGGCUACAAAUACGCCCGUGCAGCGUGUGGAUCGCUUUUUCUCUUUGGAAAUAACGCAGAAGCUUUUCGAAGGCACCGCCGAGGAUCAUUUGCCUCUCUGUGGCCUUGACCUGGUCUCGCUGAACAUACAACGUGGACGUGACCAUGGCAUACCUGCCUAUACAGUAUUUCGUCGCCAUUGCCAUCUGCCGCCCGUGGACACCUGGCAGCAAAUGGCACUGGCCAUAGAUAAUGCCACCUUGGGAUCGAUUAGGCAAAUCUACAGCUCUCCACAGGAUGUGGAUGUUUAUACGGGCGCACUAAGUGAGCCGCCGCUCCAGGGCGCCAUCUUCGGGCCACUGCUCAGCUGCCUGGUCUCGGAUCAGUUUAUACGCCUCAAGCUGGGCGAUUCUCAUUGGUAUGAGCGCAAACUGGGUCCACAAAGAUUCACCAAAGCGCAAUUGGCGGAGAUUUAUAAAACCAGCCUGGCGGCCAUUGUCUGUCGCAAUUCGGACAACAUUCAACGCGUGCGGGAACAUCUUAUGGAACGCCAUCGAGUCGACGGCAAUAGCUAUUUCAACUGUCAGGAGUUGCCAGGUUAUGCCUUUGACUUUGAGCCUUGGUCAGAGUCCAAAGCUGCGCCCGAAUUACACAAAGCUGGAUUCAGUCAAGCCAUGACGUUCGUGCGUGUAAUGCAAGCACCAAACAGACAAAAUAUUACCAAAUCAACGAGCUUAAAUUAAAAGCUCAUUCCAAUAUAUCUGCAAUAAAUUAAAAUUCUGAACAGUGUCCUUGAAACUAAUACCAACCAGACUGAUAAGCGCCACAUUAA
Molecule: messenger RNA, 2591 nt
Organism: Drosophila busckii
Lineage: Eukaryota; Metazoa; Arthropoda; Insecta; Diptera; Drosophilidae
Gene: cd
Product: chorion peroxidase
Exons: 4
Coding region: 1-2502 (833 amino acids)
Biological process (GO): response to oxidative stress
Molecular function (GO): heme binding; peroxidase activity
Source: RefSeq, a predicted model, not a curated record